AUGAGUCAGCCUGUGCACGUUGUUUGGGAUUGCAGAGUCAAAAGCAAGAAGCCAUUAGAAAUAUGGAAACAGAUCUUAGAAAAAACGGGAGGAAAUCGUCCUACAUCUCUUCUUGUUUUACAGCCACCAAAUACAGAUCUUCCACAGCCACUUUGCACAAUCAUGAGAAUGUGCUUAUCGAAAAUGUUUGUUGGUGAGGAUGCACUUCAAUUUUGUUACGUCGAACUUUGCUGCUUAUUAAGUAAUCAACCAAAUUCAGCUUUUGUAAUUGUUUCAGAUGAUGUACCACAUUUUGCUCGCGCAUUUAGAGUUGCUCAACCAGCAAGCGCAAUCUUCUUUACGCAACAGAAAUUACAAUGGCCACUUUCAGAAGCAAGCUGGGCGGCCCCACUUCAAUUUAUUGCUCCAGGUAGAUCUAAGUAA
Molecule: messenger RNA, 423 nt
Organism: Trichomonas vaginalis G3
Lineage: Eukaryota; Parabasalia; Trichomonadida; Trichomonadidae
Exons: 1
Coding region: 1-423 (140 amino acids)
Source: RefSeq, a predicted model, not a curated record